This is a messenger RNA of Malaya genurostris, 4608 nucleotides long. RefSeq lists its product as uncharacterized. The transcript has 4 exons. Bases 1522 to 2442 code for a protein of 306 amino acids. NCBI's taxonomy places the organism in Eukaryota, Metazoa, Arthropoda, Insecta, Diptera, Culicidae. The record is from RefSeq and is a predicted model, not a curated record.
CAGUGGGUACAAUUUUGAUUGUUGGUCUCCGCCACAAACAUUGGCUAAACGCGACCUGCUCAGUUUCCACUCCUCUCUUCUAAAAUCAUAGAGUCUUAUUAGUCUAAGGCGUUCACCAGUGUGAGUGAUAGCCUUCCACGUCCGUGUUUACAUGCGAGACGGAUGGGUCACUCACGAAGGUAAAUGUGGCAGAUAUGCACCUUACGUGUAUCACUGCAGCGGUUAGAACUUUUUGUCGCGCAACAUCCCAUUCGCUGUGGUUGGUGCUAUUGGAAAAGCUACCAAUAUUUGACAGUUUAUAAAGUCAGCCUGUAUGGACUAGGCAACAAAAUAAAAUAAAAAACAUUUCCGAUUUCCGAUUCUGUACAAGGUUGGCUGAGCUCAGCAAAAGUUGGGAAUGGUCUUUUUGUUAGUAGCACUCAAAGGAGUCAGAAGUGCGCGCGAUUCUCCCGAUUAAACUUAGUGAAAAUAAAAGUCAGUGAGCAUUUGUAAAUUUAUGAUACUAUUGUACAGUUAAAAUUAGUAAUACGUGUUAAAACAGCGACAAGGCAUCCACAGUUAACACGAAAACGUAGGAAAAUUUGUUAAAAGGUCCCAGCGGCCUUUUUGUUUUGGGCUGGAGACUUGGUCCGAAGCCAUUUUCAUUUACAGUGACCAACGGAGAGAAACCUGACGCGGUCCAACCGCAAGCCACUAACAAGGCAACUCCGACCUCACUAGUCCCACGUCAAUUGGUGAACUUUAAAGACAGAUUCGAUAAACAUCAAGGCAUACAGGAUAAAGAGAACCCCGUGUGUUGCUUCUGAGAGAUGGCGUCCCACAUACCGUUGGUUGGGACAAUUCCGUAGAAAAUUCCAAGACUACCUACGGCUGGAACAUGGUCAGUUACUAUUGAAGAUCAUCGAUCAUCUCGUCGAAGAUAAUGCACACUACUAUACCGGAAUAAAAACCGCAAGUAAAACAAUCCCAUGUGACGUCACAUAGAUUUAAGAAAACCAAUGUUAGGCUAGCAAUAAAUUUGUUAAUAAUGUUCAGAAAAUCUGUGUCAGUUUAGUUUGAAAGGGUAGUCAUUAUUAGUGUCGUUACACACUAGUUUGCAUCGGUUUCCAGGCUCGAAAGGGGCCUCCAGCCCUCGCCUUCGAGUGCUCACCUCAAAGAAAGAUUCCCGAAUUUCGCUUUGGAGCAUUUGGUAAAGUAGCAUUUUCGCCUAUUGGUAGUCCACCUUGACCAUUACCUACAGUGAAUGUUUCGUUUUCCUAAUGUUCCCGUUAGCAAAAGAAUACACGUGGUGAGUAUAUGCUAGCACCGAACGUUGAACAGUAGUAGUGUGAAUAACCCCUCCUCAACCACCCACUGAGCGAGUCGUGGGGCAACAAAUUGGCGCCCAACUCCAAAAACCCAGAAUUUUUCAAAACCCCGAACGGGGAGAGUGAAAUCAGCACGCUGAUUAAUAUUUAACUUCGUCCUCCAAACGAAGUGCAUGCUUUGAGGUACAACCAAACGGUGAAAUUUCCAUCUAAAAUGGAUGUUGAGUUCGAUAUGCAAUAUAAAAACCUCCUAGUUCAUCAUUUAGACAAGGGUGAGAUCGAAUAUGAACUUGCGAUUAGAGGGAUUGAGUUUCAAGAAUUAGAGACACGCGCGGCUCUGUCUAGGCGGCUAAGAGAGCAACUAAAAACCGAGAGAGUACAGGGUAAUGCGGAUAUUGAUUUCAAUCGGUUAGAGAUAGAUACUAAUACAGAAAUUUUGGAAAUAGAUGCGAAGGUGAAGGAAAUUAAAGACUUCUUGGCAAAAAAGAAGAGUUAUGAAGGAACAAAAGAAAGUUUAAAGACACGACUGGUUCAUUAUUUCGCGCGUACUAAACGUAUUUCCGAAAUCGCUGAAGAUGAUGACGAUCUUAGUGAUGUUGACGCGAUAUGCUCCUGCAUUCGUGGAAUUUACAAUCAAAAUUUUUCAUUAUUCUCCCAAAGCGGACAACAAGAAAUAAUACAUCAAAUUAACCAAACGUUAUCAAAUUUAGCAAUCAAAUCAACGCCAGAUCCCGCGAAAGAUUCAUCGAGCUCCUCUAGUACCGAUGAUAAUAAGGCAUUUGUUACACCAGGUCGGAAGAUGAAACGAAAUUUACAAUCGGUAGAUAAAAAUCCAAUCCCUCUACAAAACAAUUUGAUUCCAUGGUUCAUGCAAGCUGGUGCAUAUCCUUGGAUGUUUGGAAAACCCCAAACCAAUCAGGGGGCACAGAAAAGGUUAAAGUUUGGCGGAAAGGGAAAAGAACGCAAUAAAGAUGACCAAAGUGAGAAUUCGGAUUAUCGUUCAAAUAAAAAUAAAACUAGGGAAAAGAUUUCUCGUCCUAUAAAACAAAAAAAAAAACAUCGCGUAAUCGUAUUCCAAGUUCAGGGAGUUCAACCGGAACAGAAUCGGGCUGGUCAUCAGACAAAUCGUACUUAGAUUUGAGGAAAAAAAGUUUUAAUCGAGUUGGUAAACGUAGGCCAGUAAGUGAUUGGAAACUGAAAUACGACGGUUCCGAUUGCGGUCAAACAUUGAUGAGCUUCAUAAAAGAGGUUGAGUUCGUGGCGAAAUCGGAAAACAUGUCGAAUAGAGAAUUAUUUAAGUCAGCUAUUCAUUUAUUUAGUGGUUCCGCGAAAUCGUGGUUCAUGACAGGUUUUGAAAACGAUGACUUCACUUCCUGGAACGAACUAAAAGAAGAAUUGAAAAGAGAAUUCUUAAGCCCAGAUCAUGACCAUACUAGUGAAAUACGAGCGAUAUCAAGAAAGCAGGGCCCCCGCGAAAAGUUCCAAGAUUUUUUCAUGGAAAUGCAAAAAAUCUUCAACUCUCUUACAAAACCAUUAACCGAGAAAAAGAAGUUUGAAAUUAUCUUUAGAAACAUGCGCGCGGAUUACAAGGGCCACGCGGUUUCGUCAGAGAUAGAUAACUUAGCGGAUUUGAAAAAGUUCGGCCGACGUCUAGAUGCAACAUACUGGUACAAGUAUCAAACGUCUACCAUUGACAAUACGCGCGGUAAAACCGCACAAAUCAACGAAAUUAAUACAGGGGCAAGGCCCAAAAAUACGCGUAACCUCGAAAACGAACAAUACAGAUCGCGAAAUUUUUACAAAUCUAAAUCCCGCGGCAAUAACUCUGAAGAAGAAAGCAAAAGCGUAGGGAGAACCGGUAGGGAGGAACGAGUUAAGGAUUCUCACGAAGGUCUUAUAAUUCUGCUGGAAAAUUACCAACCGCCAAAAGAUGGUGUUUGUUUCAAUUGCCGUCUGAAAGGGCAUCAUGCUCGGGAGUGUGAGCGUCCCAGGCAUAAGUAUUGCCAAAAGUGUGGUUUCCAUAACGUGGAUACAAAAUCGUGUCCGUUCUGCGAAAAAAACGCGCCAAAGACUGUCCCCGAGGGCCGACACGUCUAGCGUUCGUAAAGCCCCUCUCACAAAAUAUACAAAGUGAAGCUUUUCAGUCACUUGGUUUUGAAAAAGUACUUAGUACUGAUUAUAUUCAUACCUCAAAAUUUGAAAUUUAUGAAAAUAUUAUACAUCUCGAACAUGACGAGAGACCGUUCGCACAAAUAACUAUUUUCGGUAAUCCCAUAGUGGGCUUACUCGACAGCGGAGCCCAUCUCAGUGUCCUGGGAAUAGGUGCUCUCAAACUUAUUGAAAGAUGCAAAUUACAAGUAUUCCCCUCCGAGGUGUGUCUUAGAACCGCCAAUGGAGAAGAAUUAAACGUAACUGGUACAGUUCAUCUACCCGUUACUUUCAAUGGCGAGACGCAAAUUGUAGAAACUCUUAUCGUACCUUCGUUAAAAAGGCGACUUUUAUUAGGAAUGAACUUUUGGAAGUCAUUCAAAAUCCGUCCUAUGAUUGAACCGGUGACGGUUGAAAAUUUGGAAUACCACGCCAACUCAGGAAGCCCAAACAGAACACCCGAUGUCGGGUUAGAUGAGUUAGAAAACAGGCUUAAUGAAGAGCAGAUCGCACAAUUGGAAACCGUAAAAGCGAAAUUUAAAGUCGCAGACGUAGAGUUUCUUGAUACUACAAUCUGGAUUAGUCAUCGAAUUGAGCUAACGGAAGAAGCAAAAAAAAUGUCUCCGGCACGAACUAAUCCAUUUCCAACGUCACCCAAACGACAAGCACAGAUCAAUGAAGAGUUGGACAGACUGCUUAAAGCAAAAAUAAUUGAGAGGUCUUAUAGUGACUGGGCCUUGCGUCUUGUUCCCGUGGACAAACCAGAUGGUACUGUUCGCCUAUGUUUAGACGCAAGAAAACUUAAUGAUCGCACCGUCAGAGACUCUUAUCCGCUUCCUCAUGCUGAUCGAAUAUUAAGUCGACUGGGAACAGCCGAGUUCAUUUCGACGAUUGACUUAUCCAAAGCCUUUUUACAGGUUCCCUUACAUCCUCGGUCGCGAAAAUUUACAGCGUUCUCAGUACUCGGGAGAGGUCUGUUCCAAUUCACUCGCAUGCCCUUCGGUCUGGUCAACAGUCCUGCCACGUUAUCGAGACUAAUGGACCGAGUGUUAGGGGCAGGCGAACUGGAACCGAACGUCUUUGUAUAUUUUUUUUUUUUUCAUAAAUACGUUUAUUUCAUAGGCAAUAUACAUAAGUUUUUCUUCGCCGUGGC